Messenger RNA from Paramecium sonneborni, 8554 nucleotides. NCBI's taxonomy places the organism in Eukaryota, Ciliophora, Oligohymenophorea, Peniculida, Parameciidae. The record is from the annotation of a GenBank genome assembly.
AUGACUAGAUUGAACUAUAACAACUAGAUUUAAAGGAAUAAUAUUUAAAUUAAUGAGGAAGAUUAUUCAAUCUCAAAUUUUUUCACGUAUGGUAUUUGGUCUAAAUAUAAUCCAUUAAGUAUAAUAAAAUAGAAUGGGCUUUAUGGAUUGUUUGAUAGUAAUUGUUAUUAGCUUCAUAAUGCAAUUGAUUUUGAAUAGUAAAGUCUAAAUCUGAUUUAUUAUGAUUUUUUAGAUUAUGAAUAACAAUCUAUAACUAAGAUAAUUUAAUUUAUUGGCAAUGACAAUAGAUAACAUAUAUUUGAGAUAAAUAUUGGAGAAUAUGAAUAUGAGAAUAUUUGGUAUUGUUUAUAAAUUUACGCAUGGCCAUAGUUGAAUACAUUUGAUUUAAUAAUAGCAAAAAAUUAAGAUAUUAUAUUAAGAAAAUAAUUAUAGAUAAAAUAUCCUUUUAUGGAUAAUAAUUUGAUUUUAACUUUUGGAGGUAGCUUUAAAGUAGUAAAUUCAAAAAUUACAGAGAUUUAUUAAGGGACUGUAUUUUCAUCAUUUCCUGGUUAGAUAAUAUUGUAAGAGUUUUCAAUUGAAUAAAAAUAACCUAAUUUUGAUCCUGGUUUAUUUAUAGAUGAAGCUUUUCAAAAUAUUAAUGUUUGUAUUUGUGAAAUAGGUGAAGAUGAUAUAAAAAUUUAAGAUUAGAAUAUAAAUUAUUUGGAUUAAUAUGUUUAUGUUUCAGAAUAAAUUAAUUGUGACUCUUUCAUUUUAAUAGGAUGGUUUAAAGUUAUUGAAAUUGUAUCAAUGGAUUAAGAAUAUAAAUUUUAAAUUAUUAAAUUAGGUCCAAAUUUAGAUAGUGAAGUUUAUUAAAAUAACAAUUUAGCAGCCUUUUAAUUAUAUUAUUUAAUCUCUGAAACUACGUUUAAAAUCUUUAUAACAACUUAUAGUUACUUGUUUCCUGGUAUUAAUAUUAAUUUUGAGAACAAUCCUUUUUUAAUAUAAAAAGAAUAUUUAAUUCCUCAAAACUUUAUUAAAAAUUGGCAUUACUUAUUUGUUAAACUAAAAUCUACAUAAUUAUAUAUUUCAAUAAUAUUUUAUUAAAAUGAUAAUAAUUUUGAAAUUAAUGAUGAGAUUGAGGUUAUUUAAUUUACAAAUGUAUAAUUUAAAUUAUAAUAUGGUAAUAUCUAGUAGCAAGAUUGGAACUAUUUAAUUUUCAAAGUUAAUAAUUUAAUUUUAUAUAAUUGUGAAACAAAUAUUAAUAAAUAGGGUUGUCAUUUUAGUUGUAAAGAAUGUGAUGGUCCACUUAACUCUAAUUGUUUGUCUUGUCAUGAAGAUUCACAAAGGAUUUAUUUAUCUGAAUAUAAAGUUUGUAUUUGUCCUUCUAAUUCAAUUGAUAAGGAUGAGAAAUGCCUUACAGAUAAAAAUUAAAAAUUUUCAAUAAUAGAAUAAAAUAAUGAUGACAUCAAUAAAAAUUGUAAAUAAGGCUUUUUUGAACUUGAUGGAGAAUGUUAUAAAUGGUAGAUAUUAUAGUUAAUAAUUAUAGUCCUUCAAUAAUUAGUGAGAAUAGUAUUAGUUGUUAUGAAUGUUAUAAAAAUCCAUAAGGAUGGAGUUCUAAUCCAAAUUGUGAUACGGAUCUUUAUUUGAAAGCAUCAGGAACUGUAGAAGAUACUAUGAUUAGAACUUAUAGCUUUUUUUAUUAAUUUGAUGGAUUAGAUUUAAAUUUUUGUUAUUAUUGUUGGUAAAUAAAAGAAAUUUAAAAUGAGGAGGGUAAUUACAAUUUAUAUUAAUAUUUAUCUUUUGGAUUUAUAAACUUCUGCUAAAUUGAAGAGAUAAGAAUAAAUUCUAAUUAAUGUUAUGUUUGUACAAUAGAUUUUUGUCAAGAUUGUUAUAUAACUUUAUUAGGAAUGAGAUGUUUAAGAUGUCUAGAUAGUUAUGAAUUUUUUAAUGGAAAAUGUAUACCUAAUAUUUUUAUUAAUCCUUAUCCAAAAGAAGAUAAUCUUGAUAAUUGUUUACCUCCAUUUUAUAUUACAUCUAAAUAAUAAUGUAUUUUAUGUCCAAUAAUAAAUUGUGUCUAUUGUUUUGAAUAUGUAGAUAAUUUUCUAGAAGCAAACUCAUUAAAAUCUAAUAAUUUAUUUAUUUAUCAGGAGGAUUUAAAAAUUGCUUGUGCACUUUGUAAAUAAAAUUAUUUAUAUGAUUUCACAUUAAAAAUAUGCAUAAUGUAGGAAACUCAAUUACCUAAUUGUUUAAGAUCUUUCAUUGAUUUAAAUAAUUAAGAAUUAUGUACAUUAUCUUCAAUUGAUUUUUCAAAUUCUCCAGAAAUGAAUGAUUGUUUUAUUCACAUUUCUAAUUGUUAAUAAUGUUUAUAAUAUCAUUCAAAUAUUAUAUGUGUUGUUUGUUAAUAAGGAUAUGUUGUGGAAUAUGAAUAAUGUAUUUAAAAUGAAGAAUUAAUAUAGCCAAGCUAUUAAUUAUAAAGUUGGAGAAUGUAAGUAGAAAGUUUUAGAUUGUAAUUUGCACCUUUGCUUUAAGAUUUUGAUUAUUAAAUUAUGGAUAUAUAAAAUAAAUGUGAUCCAAAUUGCUUACAUUGUUAAAUAUAAUCAAUAUAUUAUUGUGAAUUAUGUAGUUUGAAUUAUUUUAAAUAAAGAAUGAGAGUUGAAAGAGGAUAAAAAUGUUCUGAUUGUCCAUAACUUUGUUAACUAUGCAUUUAAAGAUCACAAGAAGAUAUUUAAGUAAUUUUAUACAUUUAAUAUUAGUUAAUAUCCCCUUAAUUUGAAAUUAAUGAUGAAAAUUUCAUUUACACUAAAUCCUGUUUAAAACCUUACAAUCACCCAUUAAUUAAUUUUAAUCCAUAUUAUUAAAUAUCUAAAUAUUGUAUUAAUUAGAUAUGUAAUUACUAUGUUUAAAUUGAUAGGGUUCUUAAUUUAUGUGACCCUAUUAGAUUUUUUAAUUUUGGCUAUUAGGAUUAUUUUGACAUAGAUUAUUUCAAUUAAUUGGGAAUUAAUUCUAUACUCUUAAACUCUACAUUUCAAAUUCGAGAUUAAUUAUGUUUUAGUCCUUUUUCUAUUCUUGCCUAAAACAAUUUAAAAAAGAAAAUAUUUUCAUUAUAAGAAAUUAAAUUAAUCUUAAACUCCAAGAAUACUCUUUUCUUUUAAUUGUUUGGCUUAAUUUAAAUAUUUUUAUAUGAUUCAAUAUUUAUUGAGAAUAUAGGUUUUAUAUUUGAUACUUAUUCAGUUGGAUAAUUUAAAUUCAUCAAUAAUAAUUAAAAAGUGGACAUUACUUUAAAAGAUUUUAUUAUUUAAGAUAGUUACUUAUAAAAUGCUGAUUCUAUUUUAAAUACACUGAUUUUUGGUAAUAUCAAAUUUAUUAAUGUUACCAUUUAGAAUACAAGUAUUUUGAAUUCUUCAUUUCUCAAUUUAGAUUUUUGGAAUUUUGUAGGUUAAAUUAUUAUUGAAACUAUGACCAUUUCAAAUUCAAUAAUUGUUAACUCUUAAUUAUUUAAAUUUUCAAAAAGUUAAUUUACUAUACUAAUUAAAGAUGUGAAGAUUGAUUAAUGCGAAUUGUUUAAUUCUUCACUUUUUCACUUUAAUACAAAUAGUUAUAAUUAUACUAACCUUAUUUUCUAAAACUUAAAAAUAAAAGAUAGUAAAUUUAUUAAUUCCUCUUUUUUAGAUUGUUCUAGCUAAAUGGCUCUUAAAAUUAAUAAUUUUUCAUUUAUAAAUAACUUUUUGUCAAAUUCUAUAAUCAUAGGAUUUAGCUAUAAUUUAUCAUUAUUUUAAAUUGAGGUAAUAGAUAAUGUAUUUGUUGAUUCAUAGUUUCUUUCUACAAUACAAAUGCUAUAUGAUUUGGAUAUGCCUUGUAAAAUAUAAUAUUUUAAAGCAAUUUCAAAUAAGUUUCAAAAUUCUAAUUUAUUUCUAAUAUUUUCAACUUAUCAAUUGAGUAGUUUAAUAAUUGAAAUAUCAGAUUUAAUACUUGAAUAUAAUUCAAAAUCUAAUAAUAGUAAUUAAUCAAUUUACUUGUUUAACAUAAAUUGUUAUUCAAUUUUAAUACAAGAUGUUAAAAUCAUUAAUUCAAAUGAUAUUCACAUAUUUUACUUGUUUGAAAAUUAAAAAAUAAUUAUUGAAAAUGUUCUAUAUGAAUAGUAAGAAAUUAAAAAAAAAGUUUAAUUAUCAUAGAAUUGUAUUGAAUAGGUUCCAACUAAUUAAUUACUUUAAAUUUUAGGUUUUAUAAAUAUUGUUUUAUAAAAUCUUAAAGUUCUGAAGUAAAUUAGCAUAGAUGAAACAAUAAUUUAAAUAACAUAGAGUAAAUAAUAAUUAAGUGAAAUUAAUAGACAGAUCAAAAUCUCUAACCUAAUAUUUUAUGGAAAUCUUUUACUAUAGUCAUUUUAAAUUAUUCCUCUUUCACUUAUUACUAUUAAUUCUGAUUAAAAUGUAAAUAUUCAACUAGAAAACAUAGAAUUUUAAAAGAAUUUUAUACAUGUUUAUUAAGAGGGAUCUUUACUUUAUUCGGCAGGACUGAUAUAUAUUACAUCUACAUAAAGUCAAGUAAUAAUUAAAGAUUUAUUGUGUUUAAAGAAUGCAUUUACAAAUUCAUCAAACUCUUUUAUAAUUGUAACUGCAGAUUCAGUAAAAUUAUAUAAUAUUGAAGUGAAUUAUCAUAAUGUAUUAUCUUUAAAUUUGUGGUAAGAAUACUAUAAUAUUUCUAUUGAAAUUGAUAAUAGUUAAGAAAAGGUAAAUUAAUUUAUUUCUUAAGUCUUCUAAAUUAAAACUAUUGGAGGAGUAUUCUAAAUAUCUGCUUCGAAUAUUUUUUGUAUAAAUUCUAGGUUUACUUCAAUAUAUGCUUCAAAAAGUUAAGUUUUUGAUAUUAUAACCUUUGGUUCAGGGAAUAUAUAUCUAGAAAAUAUCUUCAUAAAUUCAACUUUAAGUGAUUUAAUAUCGAAAUCAAAAUCAUCAGGUUGCAUAAAUAUUAAUUCAUAGACUAGUUUACUGAAUCUUUCUUUAAUAAAUAUUGUAUUUUUUCAAGUUUAAAAUAGAAUAACUUCAUCAAUAUUAUCGAUAUCACCUUCUUCAUUUUCAAAUUAACUUUUAUUCAAAAAUAUUAUUAUAGAAAAUUGUAUAUCCUUACUUAACUAAAUUAUCAAUAUACCAUUCUACUAAUCAAUUGCAGAGUUGAAUUAAUUAACUUUUUAAAAUAUUAAAAUUACAUAAAAUUUAGAUGCUAUGAUCAAAUUUUUUUAGUCUGUAAAAAGUUUAUCAUCAAAUGAGGUUUUAGAAAUAACAGGAAUCAAUAAUGCUGCAUUAGUAUUAGAAAACUGUAUUACUUAAAUAAAUGGUUUAAUUUUUGAAGGAAUAUUUAUAGGAAGACUUUUAAAAUUUAUAAAUAAUCCUAGGUUAAUAAUUAGGAAUUGUAAAAUAGAAAAUAUAUAAGCACUUUAUUCUCUUGAUUUAAUAUACAUUAGUUAAAAUAUUUAGUAAAAGUCUAUAAUUUAUUUCAAUUAACUCAGUAUAUCAAAGGUGAGUCUACUUGAGAUUAAAUUAAAUCAAAUUUUUCAAGAGAAAAACUAUAUUUAUUCUAUUUUUGGAUGUAUUUUGGAUAAGUAAAUUGAGAUUAUAGAAGAAUAACAUGAUUAUCUAAAAGAGAACAUAAUAGCAUUAUAAUAAUCCUAACAAAAUUAAAUAAAUUCUCUAUUAUAUAUUUAAUGUACAUCGAAUUUAAAUGAAUUAUAUUUUAAUUUCAUUAAAAUUUAAUCGAAUAAUUGUACCACUUGCUCUAAAGGAAUUGUAUAAAUUGAAAUUGAAAACUUUAAGAAAUUUGUUUUAUUGUAAGUAAAUUGUAAUUUUAAUUCAAUAAAAAAUUUUGGAUGUUUAAAUUUUUAAUCAUAAUUGUAGAUUUAAUCUAAAAUUAUUAUUCAUAAUUCAAACUUUAUCCAUAAUAUAGGUGGAGAUGGAGUGGCAAUUAGAGUUUUAAAAGUUCCAUUAAUUAUUAAAUAAUGUAAAAUACUCUAUAAUAUGGCUAAUGAAAAAGGAGGAGGGUUUUAUAUAGAAUUAAAUUCUAAUAUAUUUUUAAUUAAAGAUACAAUUAUUAUAAAUAAUAGAGCUAGGAUAGGAGGAGGAAUAUAUUUAGUUGGUGAUGCUAAUUUGAAUAAAGCAAAUUUAAUUAAUUCAACUUUAAUUUAUAACACUGCAAAAGUUUAUGGUAAUAAUAUUGUAGAAUAACCAACUCAUUUGGCAUUAUAAAUAAAUAAUAAUGAAUAGCCUUCUUCCAUUUUUAUGGAAAAUAAUACAAAAUUAUAUGUAUUGCAUCUAUAAGCUUAUAAAACAAUAGAAUAGAGUAUUUAAAAAAUUUCAAAUAACUUGAUGAUUCCAAGUAAUUAAGAAAUUUAAAAUUAUGCUUUAUUUUACAUAAAAGAAAAAUAAUAUAUUACUUAUAUUAAAGAAAUAUGUCUUUAUUUCAAGAAUAGUUAUAAUGAAGUGGUUUUAGAAUUGAAAGAUUCUUCAUGCAUUGUAUAUGAAUAUAUUUUGUCAAAUAGUUAGAGUAAAGGCUUGAUUUCAAGUAAAAAUUAAACAUUAUAAUUUAAUUAAUAAAAAAAUUGUUUUGAUAUUGGUCCUUUAUCUUUUAGUUUAGAUCCUUACAAUUAAAGUGAGAAUUAUUUACAAAUUUUCCUUAGUUGUAAUUCAGGUUUAUCAAAUAAAAAUUUAAAAUAUAUAAUAAAUGCAAAUAGUUUUAAAUGUUAACUUGGAGAAUUCUAUAUAGAUAAUGGAUGUUAGAUUUGUAAUUCAAAUCAAGGAUUUUAUUCUGUAACAUAUGAUGCUGUUAAAUGUUCGAUUUUUGAUAAAACAAAAUUUUAGAACAUAACAUCAAACAUGAUUUAAUUGUAAAAAGGUAAUUGGAGACCAAAUUAUUAUUCUGAUUAUUGUUAAUCAUGUUUUAAAAACUUAGAUUUCUGUAUUGGAGGUUGGGAUGUUGGAAAUUAAUUAUGUAAAGUUGGACAUAUUGGAGGUUUAUGUGAGGAAUGUGAUGUUAAUAAUAUUAUGGGUGAUGGAUAUUAUUUUAAGAAUUAAUGGGAUUUAAGUUGUUUUAGAUGUUUUGGAAUUGAUAAUGGAGUACUUCCAUUUCUAUUGGCCUUAAUUUAGUAAUAAUUAAUAUAAUAUUGUUUAGAGCUUUAGUAUCUAUAACUUUGACUUUGAGAAGUAUUCAAAAAUCAAAUAGAUUAUUUGCAUCUCUGAAAAUUGGAUAAAAGUUUAGUAAUAUAAUUUUUAGAUUAAAUCAAGGUAUAUAUUUAUAUUUAUAAUUAAUUAUCAGAUCAUGAAAGUAUAUUACUUAAAAUGUGGCUAAAUUAUUUGUGGAUAUUCUCAGUGAUUUUCACAUUUAAUAUUAAUUUUAAAUUUUAAUUUACCUUAAUUGAUUCAACUAGUAAUAGUUUUUACUUUAUGGCAUACAAUUUAGAUUGUUAUUUAUCAAAUUCUGGAAUUCAUUUAAUAUAUAUAAGAAUUUUCUUGAUCAUAUUUUUAAUGUUGAUAUAAUUCUUAAUAAUACUAAUAGCAUCAUUCAUUUAUUAAAAAGUUAAAAAAUAACAAAUUGAUUAUAGUAUUCUAUCAACAACAUUGCUCUAUUUAUUUGUUUUUAAUUAUGGAGGAUUAAUUAAAAUGUAUAAAUUUUCUUCUUAAAUUUUAUAAGGUUGUGUUCAAUAGUAUCAAUUCGAAAGAUUUCAACUAUUGAUUAUAUAUAAGGAGAUGUUUCAUUAAAAUAUGGUACUGAUGAUCAUCUUCUAUGGAUUACAUAUUUAAUAAUACCUGGAUUAUUGUUAUUCGGAUGUCUUAUACCUUUUGGUUUGUUUUUAUUGAUGUAUGCUAAAAGACAUUAAUUUGACUUAAUUAGAAUAAGAAAACAUAUCUGCUAUCUAAUGAAUGAAUAUGCUCAUCCGAGUUAUUUUUGGGAAUUCAUUAAAAUUUCAAAUAAAGCAAUAAUAAUACUUAUUACUACUUAUUAUGAAACUAAUGUAUUACUCAAAGCUUCCUUAUUGGGAUUGUGUCUACUUUUUUAUCAAAUCUUAGCAGACAAAAAUAAACCAUAUUAUUUAUCUAAGUUUAAUACUUUAGAUUUAAGAACUGGAUAACUUUGUUCAAUAUCAAUCUUCCUUGCUGCUAUUAAAUAUUUUAGUGAAGAAAUUAGUCACGAAAUCUUAUCUGUAAUUCUUUCUAUUAUUAUAAUUCUUCUUUGCUUUAAAUUAUGCUUUCCAUUUAUUAUGGAUAUUCUUAAAGUUUAUUAUAAGAAGUUUAAAUCUCCAAUCAUAUCAUGUUUAAUUUCACUCAUUAAUAAAGUUUUUAAAAAUUCUAUGAUCUCCAGAUACUUAGUUUCUGUUUUACAAUAAUGGAAGUUAAGUGACGAAAGAUUAAAACUUAAUUACACUAAAUUAAGAUAGAACUUGUUUACUAAAUCUAAAAUUAUGACAAGAUCAAAAAAGUAUAUUAUAAAUAUAUAAUUAAUUAGAUUAUCAUUAUCUUUUUUCAAUUCAACCUAUAAUAAGAUAUUCCAAUAAAAUAGUUUUGGAUGUUUUAUGGGAUUAGAUUAAGAUUGA